Molecule: messenger RNA, 3773 nt
Organism: Telopea speciosissima
Lineage: Eukaryota; Viridiplantae; Streptophyta; Magnoliopsida; Proteales; Proteaceae
Product: protein PIR
Exons: 26
Coding region: 16-3621 (1201 amino acids)
Biological process (GO): regulation of actin filament polymerization; regulation of translation; cell morphogenesis
Cellular component (GO): SCAR complex
Molecular function (GO): small GTPase binding; RNA 7-methylguanosine cap binding
Source: RefSeq, a predicted model, not a curated record
UCAUGGUAAUGAGAGAUGAAAAUGAUUAUGCAGCUUCCUGAUUCGAUGAAGCAAAGUCAGGCAGAACUGUACAUGGAGACCUAUCAAGUUCUUGAUUUGGAGAUGAGUCGUCUGCGUGAAAUUCAGAGAUGGCAAGCAUCAGCUGCUUCUAAACUGGCAGCUGAUAUGCAACGAUUUUCAAGGCCUGAGAGGCGCAUAAAUGGUCCUACCAUAACUCAUCUUUGGUCCAUGUUGAGGUUGCUUGAUGUUUUGGUACAACUUGAUCAUCUUAAGAAUGCAAAAGCAAGCAUACCCAAUGAUUUUUCUUGGUAUAAGAGGACUUUUACUCAAGUCAGUGUUCAGUGGCAAGAUACUGAUUCAAUGAGGGAGGAGUUAGAUGAUUUACAGAUUUUCUUAAGCACCAGAUGGGCUAUUUUAUUGAACUUGCAUGUUGAGAUGUUCCGUGUGAAUAAUGUAGAAGACAUUCUUCAAGUCCUUAUAGUAUUUUGUGUUGAAUCUCUGGAGUUGGAUUUUGCACUUCUGUUUCCAGAACGCCAAAUUCUCCUACGUGUCUUGCCUGUUCUUGUCGUUCUAGCAACAACAUCAGAUAAAGAUGGUGAAUCAUUGUACAAAAGGGUGAAAAUCAAUCGACUCAUUAACAUAUUCAAGAAUGAUCCUGUUAUUCCUGCAUUCCCAGAUCUUCAUCUUUCUCCUUCAGCAAUGUUGAAAGAGCUGUCGAUGUACUUCCAAAAAUUCUCAAGCCAAACUCGUCUUCUUACUCUCCCAGCACCACAUGAACUCCCAGCUCGUGAGACACAAGAUUAUCAGAGGCAUUAUUUUAUUGUCAAUCACAUUGGAGCUAUACGUGCCGAGCAUGAUGAUUUUGCUGUUCGUUUUGCUUCAUCCAUGAACCAGAUUAUAUCACUGAAAUCAACAGAUGGUGCAGACGUUGAGUGGUGCAAGGAAGUGAAGGGAAAUAUGUAUGAUAUGGUUGUUGAAGGUAUUCAGCUUCUAAGCAAAUGGAGUGGACGCAUUUGGGAACAGUGUGCAUGGAAAUUCUCUCGUCCCUGUAAAGAUGCAAUUCCUGCAGAAACUCACGAGAGUUCUGCAUCAUUUUCUGACUAUGAGAAGGUGGUUCGGUGGAAUUAUACCAUGGAGGAAAGGAAGGCACUGGUAGAGCUUGUUGGUUACAUAAAGGGUAUUGGUUCAAUGAUGCAGCGGUGUGACACGUUAGUUGCUGAUGCUCUGUGGGAAACAAUCCAUGCUGAGGUCCAAGACUUUGUGCAGAACAAAUUAGCCACCAUGCUGCGAACUACAUUUCGCAGGAAGAAGGAUUUGUCUAGGAUUCUUUCUGAUAUGCGGACACUUUCGGCGGACUGGAUGGCAAAUACAAGCAAGCCUGGGUCAGAGUUGCAAUCUUUACAACAUGGAGGUGAAGAAAACAAAGGGAAUUUAUUUUAUCCAAGGCCAGUUGCUCCAACAGCUGCUCAGGUUCAUUGCCUGCAGUUCCUGAUAUAUGAGCUUGUAUCCGGUGGUAAUUUGAGAAAGCCAGGAGGGCUUUUUGGAAAUACUGGCUCAGAGAUUCAAGUUAAUGAUCUGAAACAGUUGGAAACUUUCUUUUACAAGCUUGGCUUUUUUCUCCAUAUCUUGGAUUAUACAGUGACCAUUGCAACAUUAACUGAUCUUGGUUUCCUCUGGUUUAGAGAAUUUUAUUUGGAGUCUUCUCGUGUUAUCCAGUUUCCCAUAGAAUGCUCUCUUCCAUGGAUGCUGGUGGCUUCUGUGAUCGAGUCCCAGGAUGCAGGUCUACUUGAGAGCAUUCUGAUGCCAUUUGACAUCUAUAAUGAUUCUGCCCAACAUGCAUUGGUUGUGCUGAAGCAGCGUUUCCUGUAUGAUGAAAUUGAAGCCGAGGUGGAUCUUUGUUUUGAUCAACUGGUUGUAAAGUUGAGUGAGACUGUUUUCACAUAUUAUAAAAGCUGGGCAGCAAGUGAGCUACUUGAUCCUUCUUUCAUCUUUGCCUUGGACAAUGGAGAAAAAUAUUCUAUUCAACCAAUUCGAUUCAAUGCACUGCUAAAGAUGACCAGGGUAAAGCUCUUGGGAAGGACCAUUGACUUAAGGAGCUUAAUUGCUGAACGGAUGAACAAAUUAUUCAGGGAGAACCUUGAGUUUCUGUUUGACCGUUUUGAGUCUCAGGAUCUGUGUGCUAUUGUGGAAUUAGAGAAGCUCGUUGAUAUCUUAAAACAUUCCCAUGAAUUGCUUUCGAGAGAUCUUUCAAUGGACUCAUUCAGUCUCAUUUUGAAUGAGAUGCAAGAGAACAUAUCUCUUGUUUCCUUUUCUAGUCGACUUGCUUCCCAGGUGUGGGCAGAGAUGCAGAACGAUUUCUUGCCCAAUUAUAUCCUUUGUAAUACUACUCAACGUUUUGUUAGAUCAUCUAAAGCAUCGCUUGUUCCAGUUCAAAAGCCAUCAGUUCCCUAUGCCAAACCUAACUUCUAUUGUGGUUCUCAAGAUCUAAAUAUGGCUCAUCAGAGUUUUGCACGAUUGCACAGUGGAUUCUUUGGAAUACCUCAUAUGUUCUCCAUUGUCAGACUAUUAGGACCUAGGUCAUUGCCAUGGCUUAUUCGAGCUCUUCUGGAUUAUAUAUCAAACAAGAUAACAACGCUUGAACCAAUGAUUAGUGGAUUACAAGAAGCAUUGCCAAAAUCUAUUGGAUUGCUUCCCUUUGAUGGAGGUGUUGCAGGUUGUCAGAGGAUGGUUAAAGAACAGCUUAACUGGGGAUCAAAAUCCGAGCUUAAGGCAGAAGUUCUUCGUGGCAUAAAGGAAAUUGGAAGUGUAAUAUAUUGGAUGGGGCUUCUUGAUAUUGUAUUGAGAGAAGUCGAUACUACACAUUUCAUGCAGAUAGCUCCAUGGUUGGGUUUGAUUCCUGGAGCCGAUGGGCAAAUAUUCCAUUCUCAAGAUGGAGACAGCCCUAUUGUCUCCCUAUUCAAAUCUGCAACUGCUGCAAUCACAUCAGACCCUAAAUGCUCAAAUCGAGCAUCCUUCUAUACCAUAUCAAAACAGGCAGAAGCUGCAGAUAUGUUAUACAGGGCAAACAUGAAUACAGGGAGUGUCCUGGAAUACACCCUUGCUUUUACUAGUGCUGCAUUGGACAAAUAUUGCAGUAAAUGGAGUGCAACUCCCAAGACUGGGUUCAUUGACAUUACAACUUCAAAGGACUUCUAUCGUGUAUUCAGUGGCCUUCAAUUUGGAUAUUUAGAGGAGUCUGUUCACACACCAUCACACAGUCAUGAAGUUUUGGGUGAUUCAGUGGCUUGGGGUGGUUGCACUAUCAUAUAUUUGCUUGGUCAACAGCUGCACUUUGAGCUCUUCGAUUUUUCAUAUCAGCUCCUCAAUGUUGCAGAAGUGGAGACUGCAUCAAUUGCGCAAUCAAUUAAAUAUGCUAAUAACGUGCAGGGGUGGGAAAACCUGUUAGAAGCUAUGAAGAAAGCAAGGAGAUUGAACAAUCAUGUGUUCUCAAUGCUGAAAGCACGUUGCCCACUUGAAGACAAGACAGCAUGUGCAAUAAAGCAAAGCGGUGCCCCUCUCCAUCGAAUCAAAUUUGAGAACACUGUAUCAGCGUUUGAAACAUUGCCUCAGAAAGGUGCCUGAAUGACCUGACUGGUUAAGUGUGCAUUUGUGCUAUACUUUUGUAGGUUCAAAAUUUUCACAGCUGGCAUUCCAAGUGUUUCUCUGUUCUAAAGAAGGGAAAGAAAAAUUAAAGAUGAUGAGAGAGAUGGCAUUGUGAACUGUUUCUGCUGCAA